Vitis riparia (riverbank grape) is the source of this 1659-nucleotide messenger RNA. Its product is annotated as heptahelical transmembrane protein 2. Lineage: Eukaryota; Viridiplantae; Streptophyta; Magnoliopsida; Vitales; Vitaceae. Gene Ontology annotation, cellular component: membrane. The transcript is spliced from 4 exons. The record is from RefSeq and is a predicted model, not a curated record. Gene Ontology annotation, biological process: response to hormone. Bases 197 to 1294 code for a protein of 365 amino acids. Gene Ontology annotation, molecular function: signaling receptor activity.
CGAACGACACGUGUCAUCCGAUAGUGCAAGUACUCACAUUCCUUUUUUUCUGAUGCUCUGGUUAUUAAUAGGAGUCCGAUGUUCUGUCCUUACGAGGAGGCUUAGAAGCAGGUCGGUCUGAGAUUCCGAGAUCCGGCGAGCUUUCGCCGGAGAAUCACGGACCGAUCGAAUUUCUAGUGCAGGUGUACAGAGGAAGAUGAGACGGAGGGGUGUGAAGAGAACCGAGGGGCUGGAGUCGGAGAUGAGAGAUAGGAAAGCGAGGAAGGAAGAGAAGAGAUUCGAAAAGCGGUUGGUGAAGUUCGACGCGUUGCCGGAGUAUUUGAAGGAUAAUGAGUACAUACUGGACCACUACAGGUCGGAGUGGCCGUUGAAGGACGCGAUUCUCAGCGUCUUCUCUUGGCACAACGAAACCCUAAAUGUGUGGACGCAUUUGAUAGGAUUUAUGAUAUUUGCGGCAUUGGCGGUGGUGAGCUUAUCCGGGAAGACAAAGGUUGAAGAUCUGGUGAUUAGCUUCUUUAGGGAUCCGGUGACAGCACAAACGAUGAAGAUGAUGAUGAUCAAAAGGAUGAACCAGUCAGGCAAUGCAUUUACGGACUCGCAAUUGAGACACUUUUCACAGCCAUCAGCCCUGAACAUGAAUGGAGAAGAUAGUUCUGAGGCUAUUCCUAUAUGGCCUUGGUUUGUUUUCUUAGCUGGAGCUAUGGCUUGCUUGGUUUGCAGCUCUCUUUCCCACCUUCUUGCCUGCCAUUCUCAACGUUUCAACUUCUUCUUCUGGCGUCUUGAUUAUGCUGGCAUCUCCCUCAUGAUAAUCUGCUCCUUCUUUGCUCCAAUCUAUUAUGCCUUCUCCUGCCAUCCCUAUUCAAGGUUGUUUUAUCUUACCUCCAUUUCUCUACUCGGUUUCCUGGUCAUUGUCACCCUUCUCGCUCCUGCUCUCUCUGCACCUCGCUUCAGAUCCUUCAGGGCUACUCUAUUCCUUUCCAUGGGUUUCUUGGGGGUAAUUCCAGCAGUCCAUGCUGUUGUUAUCCAUCGGGACCAUCCACAGAUAUUUGUGGCACUUGGGUUUGAGAUGAUGAUGGCCGUUAUGUAUGCAGCAGGAGCUGGAUUUUAUGUUAGUAGGUUUCCGGAGCGAUGGAAACCUGGUGCAUUUGACAUUGCAGGGCACAGCCAUCAGAUAUUCCAUGUGUUUGUGGUAGCAGGGGCACUUGCACAUAGUGCUGCUACACUAGUUCUUCUGAACUGGCGCCAGGGAUUGCCAAACUGUGAUGUUAGCCCUUCUGUCCUUACUCAGACAUGACUAACAGCAAUGAUGGCAGUUUUCUAUAUCCAGAUUCUGUGUAAGUUCUGCUCGUUAUGGUGUUUCUGACCUUAGGUGUUAAUCAGUUCGGCAGUAGGUCUCACUUGGUUGGAGAUGAGGAUGAUAGAGGGCUUUUUGAGGUUUUUCUCAAAGUUUUCUGGGAGGGGAUGUUAGCCGUUCUGUUCUUGGUUGGAUAUAUGAGGGUGGGGAGGGCAAGUCUGUUGUUAUUCUCUUUCUUUGCUUGCAGUAUCCAUUGCCCUGAGAGUCUGAUACUGUUUGUAUCGACAUUUCAGAAAUAUAUAAUAUUCAUAUACUUUAUCAUAUUACCCUGUUUGAGAAAAGAGUAACGCCUUCUCAUUGCUUCA